Microthlaspi erraticum is the source of this 756-nucleotide messenger RNA. NCBI's taxonomy places the organism in Eukaryota, Viridiplantae, Streptophyta, Magnoliopsida, Brassicales, Brassicaceae. The record is from the annotation of a GenBank genome assembly.
AUGGUGACUGAGGUGAAGUAUAGUCGUUGGGGAUGGACUAUCUUCAACUGUGUGGGUGCAGUGGUUAAAUGUUUUUGACCCGCCGGAGAGUUUAGCGGCUGCGGUGGUUCAACUUCGGGAAAACCAUCCAUCUGUCUGGGAACAAUAAUCGGAGAAGCUCCAAAAAUGUCAUCGUUAGAGCAAGAAAUAUUCUUACAGUGGGGAAACAAGAAGAGAUUGAGAUGUCUCAGAGCCAAAGAUAAACGCGAAUCCAAUUCCUUACUUCGGAAGAAGAAUUCUUCUCGGUUUCUAGGUCAAGAGAACUUCCUCCUCCAGUCCACAAGAUUCUCCAGGGGAUCACAAGGGACAAUCCUCAGAUCUGGACUACCAGAUCGCCGGAGAUCGUCGCCGGAGAAAGAGGAGAGGUAUUAUACGACGAGAGGUGUGGUUGAUAACAUUGGGAAAGCUAGCUUAGAUGGGAACAAUGGAGAAGACAGCAACAACAAGGAAGAUGAGAGCUUGUGGCCGAAGCUGUUGAUAACAUUAUCAAACAAAGAAAAGGAAGAAGAUUUCAUGGCUAUGAAAGGUUGCAAACCUUCCCAUAGGCCUAAGAAGAGAGCCAAACUCAUCCAAAGAAGCUUACUCUUGGUGAGUCCUGGAACAUGGUUGGCUGAUUUGUGCCCGGAUAGAUAUGAUGUUCGGGUGAAGAAGAGCUCUAAAAAGAGGAGAGCAAGAGGACUAAAAGCCAUGGGGAAUGUGGAGACUGAUUCAGAUUGA